CCUUCAUCUUUUGUCUCAGUGCUUUUGCUUCUUCUUAAUCUUGCCUGAUGCUCAAAGUUAUCUUCGGAUUCGCAUGUGUGUAUAUAUAUAUAUAUAUAUGUUUGAGCUUCCUUUUUCAAACUGAAUUUGGGGAUUUUUUGGAAAAUUUGUAAUUUUGUUGCUUUAGGGCUUAGGGUUGAAACGCCCUUGGUUUCAACUGUGUUUUAAUGGCUUUAUGGUUUGAUUGUUAAUAUACAUUGGAAAUUAUUCUUGUUGCUUUGACGGACAAAUUCCACUACUGGUUUUCUCAUGGAUGAGAAAGAUUUGGAAAUCGAGGAAACAAGUCCAGGAGAUGAAGCUGUGCGAAAAGUUAAAAAGAAGAAGAAGAAGGUGAAUGCGGAAAAGCGUGGAGUUUGUCACGUAAGUAGAGUACCGCCUCGUAUGGACCACGUGAAACUUCGCCAGGUUCUUUCUCAGCUUGGAGAAAUUCAGAGAAUAUAUCUUGUACCUGAAGCUGCUGCUGCUCAAAUGAAUCGGAAACGGGCAGGUGGAUUCCGAGGGCAAGCAUUUUCAGAAGGGUGGGUUGAGUUUACGAAAAAGAGUGUUGCCAAAAGAGUCGCAAAUAUGUUGAAUGGUCAACAGAUGGGUGGAAGGAAAAGGUCAUCAUUCUAUUAUGACAUUUGGAAUGUCAAGUACUUGUCUAAAAUCAAAUGGGAUGAUGUUACUGAGGAAAUCGCACAAAGGCAUGCAGUUCGUGAGCAGAAACUAGCUUUGGAGCUUUCUGCUGCUAAGAGGGAGCGUGAUUUCUACCUUACACAAGUUGAUAAAUCUCGUGCAUUAAGUUCUAUUGAAGAACGAAUGAAGAAGAAGCAAAAGGUGCAACAAGAAUCUGGGGUAAUUUCUGAUUUCCCAAGUGAUGAGUUUGCACCAAAGGUGAUACGACAAUUUCCCCAGAAAAAACCUGUGGCAGAUCAAGCUGGGAAAAUCAAGCCUAGUUUGUCAAAGGACAUUUUGGCCGGAGUAUUUGGUGGUCAAUGACAAGGGCAUACGGGUGCAAACGUUUCAGAAAUUGUGCUUGCCAAUUUUCUCAACCAUACAUUUGAUUUGUUGCCUUUAAAAAGUUUAUCUCGACGAUUAUUAGAUGUUGGUAUUAUAAGUAAACGUCAAUCAAAAUUUUAUAUUUAUUUGUAGUUGAUUGUAGAUGUGUAUGUGUUUGUAGCCUUAUCUAACUUGUGCAGUCUGUGAGACGUAUUGAGCUCACAUGUCCUUACCUCGAACCAAACUAUGAUCAGAUGCUCAACACGUGGAUCACCAA
Messenger RNA from Solanum pennellii, 1294 nucleotides. RefSeq names its product pre-rRNA-processing protein ESF2-like. Gene Ontology annotation, biological process: endonucleolytic cleavage in 5'-ETS of tricistronic rRNA transcript (SSU-rRNA, 5.8S rRNA, LSU-rRNA); endonucleolytic cleavage in ITS1 to separate SSU-rRNA from 5.8S rRNA and LSU-rRNA from tricistronic rRNA transcript (SSU-rRNA, 5.8S rRNA, LSU-rRNA); small-subunit processome assembly. Gene Ontology annotation, molecular function: RNA binding. The record is from RefSeq and is a predicted model, not a curated record. Lineage: Eukaryota; Viridiplantae; Streptophyta; Magnoliopsida; Solanales; Solanaceae. The transcript has 7 exons. The coding region runs from base 289 to 1017 and encodes 242 amino acids. Gene Ontology annotation, cellular component: nucleolus.